AUGGCCACAGACGGGACAGGUGUUAAAGUCAUCGUUGUAGGCGCAGGAUUUGGUGGGCUCGCAUCUGCUAUCGAAUGUCACCGCCAAGGCCAUUCCGUCACCAUCUAUGAAGCGUUUCCCGAACUCAAGAUCCUCGGCGACAUCAUCUCUUUCGGGCCCAAUGCCGGUCGAAUCUUCUACCGAUGGGGUGAUGGCAACGGGUCUAUUGUGAAUCGCAUGCGGCCGUUGAGCAUUGAUACCCGGGGCUAUGGAUUCAACAUUCGCAAGUUUGACACAGGCGAAAUCAUUGUCAACCAGCCCGCUGCCGAAUACCCGACUGAUGCACCCGCACUCAAUGGCCACCGUGGCGAGCUUCACGAGAUUGUGUUUAACCAUGUCAAGGAUGAGUUGAAGAUCCCAAUCCACCUCGGGAAGAGGAUCGAUGAGUAUUUUGAGGAUGAGGAAGGAUCCGGAAUUAUCUUGGACUGUGGUACAAAGGUAAGGGCGGAUGUCGUCAUCGCCGCAGACGGAGUCAAGUCUAGGGCGCGCCAGGCUGUUCUCGGCUACGAAGACAAACCCAAAAGCAGCGGCUAUGCGGUUUGGCGCUCAUGGUUCCCUAACACGGACAUGGUUGCGGAUCCCGAAACGGCCGCCUUUUGCGCGCGGGACACCUUUAACGGUUGGAUAGGGCCGAACAAGCACUUCCUCUUCAGCACCAUCAAGGGCGGCCAGGACGUCUGCUGGGUCCUGACCCACCCAGACACCCACGAUAUCGACGAGUCCUGGUCCUUUCCAGGAAACCUCGACGAGGUUCGCGAGGCCCUGGAGGGCUGGGAUCCUCUCUGCGCCCGCAUCAUCUCCAAGACCCCUCAGGAUCGCGUCGUGGACUGGAAGCUCGUCUAUCGUGAUCCCCUCCCCACAUGGGUCAGCCCACGGGGGCGAAUCCUGCUUCUCGGCGAUAGCGCUCACCCAUUCCUACCCACGAGCGCCCAGGGAGCCGCCCAGGCACUCGAGGAUGCCGUGACCAUCGCCGUGUGCCUCCGCAAAGCCGGUGGCGGCGGCGGGGUCCCGCGCGCGUUACGAACACAUGAAAGGAUACGAUACGACAGGGUGUGCAAGAUUCAGAAGACGGGCGAAUCCACGCGCGACAUGUGGCACAAGACCGACUGGGACGCCGUGAGGAAAGACCCCAAGCUCAUCGAAUUUCCAAGGCCCGAAUGGAUCUUUUCGCACGACGCUGAGAAGCACGCGGAGCAGGUGUUUGACGAGGUCGCCCAGAGUCUAGAUGCGGACAAGGCCAGGGAUGAGUAG
Parascedosporium putredinis is the source of this 1290-nucleotide messenger RNA. The record is from the annotation of a GenBank genome assembly. Lineage: Eukaryota; Fungi; Ascomycota; Sordariomycetes; Microascales; Microascaceae.